Lachancea sp. 'fantastica' is the source of this 831-nucleotide messenger RNA. The record is from the annotation of a GenBank genome assembly. NCBI's taxonomy places the organism in Eukaryota, Fungi, Ascomycota, Saccharomycetes, Saccharomycetales, Saccharomycetaceae.
AUGAGCGAAUACGCUACUUUGGUGAAAGGCCUAGACGCCCAGGAUAUUUUGACAGCGUUUCCAGAAGUCAUCCCGCUUCAAAAACGACCAAAUACGGCCUCCAGCGAGAGCAGUGGGAGCGAAAAAGGUGACCUAGUGUUCGACGGACAUGACGAAGAACAAAUCCGUCUCAUGAACGAAAACUGCAUUGUUUUGGACUGGGAUGACACCGCAGUCGGUGCAGGCACCAAAAAACUGUGCCAUCUCAUGAGCAACAUCGACCAAGGUCUGCUUCACCGUGCCUUUUCAGUCUUCUUGUUCAAUAGCGACGGGAAACUUCUGUUGCAGCAGCGUGCGUCCGAAAAAAUUACUUUCCCAGAUCUGUGGACUAACACAUGUUGCUCGCAUCCUCUAUGCGUGGACGACGAACUGGGGCUAGAGGGCUCUUUAGAGGCUAAAGUGGACGGUGCUGAAACUGCUGCUAUUCGUAAACUAGAACACGAGCUGGGUAUACCCUCCGAUGAAACCAGCCAAAAGACCAAAUUCCAUUUCCUGAACAGAAUACACUACAAAGCGCCAAGCAACGGCCCAUGGGGUGAACAUGAAAUUGAUUACAUUUUCUUCUGCAAAUUGCAACCAAACCAAUCGUUGACCGUCAACCCAAGUCCAAACGAAGUGCGUGAUAUUAAGUGGGUCACGGCUGAUGAACUCAAAGCUUUGUUCCAGGAUCCAACCCACAAAUUUACACCUUGGUUCAAGCUCAUUUGCGAAAGUUAUUUAUUCCAAUGGUGGGAUCAGCUCAACGACUUGUCUGGUGUCGAAAACGAUACCCAAAUUCACAGAAUGCUGUGA